Molecule: messenger RNA, 738 nt
Organism: Scatophagus argus
Lineage: Eukaryota; Metazoa; Chordata; Actinopteri; Scatophagidae
Product: retinol-binding protein 2-like
Exons: 4
Coding region: 43-450 (135 amino acids)
Biological process (GO): fatty acid transport
Cellular component (GO): cytosol; nucleus
Molecular function (GO): fatty acid binding
Source: RefSeq, a predicted model, not a curated record
ACCUACAGGCAAAGCGUUAUACCCUCUGCUCACCGGUCAAAAAUGCCUGCAGAUUACAAUGGACGCUGGGAGAUGGUGAGCAAUGAGAACUUUGAGGACGUCAUGAAGGCCCUCGACAUUGACUUUGCCACGCGAAAGAUUGCCUCCCACCUGCAUCAGACCAAAGUGAUCGUCCAGAACGGUGACCGGUUUGAGACAAAGACCCUGAGCACCUUCAGAAACUAUGAGGUCAACUUCACCGUGGGACAGGAGUUUGAGGAGCACACAAAGGGACUAGACAACCGAACUGUUAAGACAUUGGUUACCUGGGAUGGAGACAACCUGGUGUGUGUUCAGAAGGGGGAGAAAGAAAAUCGUGGCUGGAAACACUGGCUAGAGGGAGACCUGCUACACCUGGAAAUCACUGUGCUCGACAAAGUCUGCCACCAAGUAUUUAAGAAGAAGCAGUAAGAUGGGAACACUGUCUGGCAUGUGUUUCAUAUUGAUGUCUAUUUAUAAUUGUGAAGACCUGUAAUAAAUUGAUUUAAUAGCACUGUUCUUUUGUUGUGUUUUCACCAAAGUAUGUACCAGAAUUAUACAGGAAGUAGUUCAGCCUCAUUCGGUUCUUGUACCCCAUAGUCCAGUGAUGUCCCAGUAAUGAUCCAUUUCUGUGUCACUCUGAGCAGACUUAUUAAAAAAUACAUGUAUAGGAUUUCAGGACAGGGCAUAUAUUACUUAUUUUAGACUUCAAAAAUUUUG